Molecule: messenger RNA, 485 nt
Organism: Cherax quadricarinatus
Lineage: Eukaryota; Metazoa; Arthropoda; Malacostraca; Decapoda; Parastacidae
Source: RefSeq, a predicted model, not a curated record
CUCUGCUGGAAUGAUAUAAUUAUCAAAUGGUAACUUUAGUGUUCUUUUCAUUUCAGUUGGAAAGUGAGAGUGGUGAUGAUAUGAUACAAAUCACAGUAUCUGAUCCUCAAAAAAUUGGUGAAGGAAUGAGCUCUUACAUGGCAUACAAGGUCACUACCAAGACCAAUAUUUCAUACUUUAGAAAAAAGAACUGGAGCGUGAUGCGUCGGUUCAGUGACUUCCUGGGGUUGCACAGAAAGCUGGUGGAAAAACAUCUACAUUCUGGCCGCAUUAUUCCCCCAGCUCCAGAGAAGUCUGCCAUUGGUACAACGAAGAUCAAGCUUAGCAGUGAUAAAACAACUGACUCUGCCUCAGCGGACUUCAUUGAGAAGCGGCGGGCAUCUCUGGAGCGUUACAUGAACCGCACAAGUGCACACCCAACACUUAGAGCCGAUCCAGAUUUUAGAGAGUUCAUUGAAUUAGGUGAGUGAUCCAAAAUCUUUCAU